AUGGUGAUGGUGACGAUGUCAGCGCUUGGGCCCGAGGAGGGCAGCGGGGGAAGCGACGACACCCGGGGUCGGGGUGGAGGAGGAGGAGGGGGCGACUCGUCGGGAGCUGCCUCGGGGACUCGGGCUCCCGGCAACUCGGCCAAAGAGAACAUCUUCUCAGAGCUGGUAAAUUACCCUCGUACUGAGAACCCCUGGACGGUGCCCAACGCCCUGUGCGUGACGCGCAUCGCGCUCUCUCCCGUCAUCGCGUGCCUCGUCGCCGACGAGGAGUUCGGCUUGGCGCUGGGGCUCCUCUCGCUGGCCGGCGUCACCGACCUCCUGGAUGGAUUUAUCGCACGGACCUGGCCGAGCCAGCAGUCCGCGCUGGGCAGCGCCCUCGACCCACUCGCAGAUAAGAUCCUCAUCAGCGUCCUCUACAUCAGCCUCACCUGCGCUCACCUCAUUCCUGUGCCGCUGACCGCCCUGAUCAUUUCGAGGGACAUCGCUCUCAUCGGCGCUGUUUUUUACGUGCGCUACCGCACAGUGCCUCCUCCAUGCACCCUGGCUCGAUACUUCAAUCCACGUUUUGCUACUGCUCAGCUUAAACCAACGCUCAUCAGCAAGGUGAACACGGCCGUGCAGCUCUUCCUGGUGGCCGCGUCUCUGGCUGCACCGGUGCUGCACCAAAUGGACAGCCCCCUGCUGGUGGCGCUCUGGUACGUGACGGCGCUCACCACCGUGGGAUCCGGCUACAGCUACUACCGCUACGGCCGGCAGACGGUCCGCGUGCUCAACGGGACCAAGUGACGGAGCCCCGGGUCUCCCCGCCCGCCACUCGAGGCGGGGAGGAGGGGGGGUGGCGUGGGGGAGAUGGAGAGAGGCCGCGUCAAGACGUCUGCCGUGCUCAGUGCCGAGCGUUGCAGCUGUCGGGGUGAAGCCACGUCUGCACAUUGGAUAAAAUUUGUCCUCUCUGCUCCGGUUCAUGUCUCCUAGUUUUGACCCAGCCUAGGCGCUCGUUGGCCUAGCUGGCGAGUGUGCAGGCGGUGCAACUGCACCGGGGUGCAAUGAACAUUUUUUUAAAUUUACCAGGUAAGGCCAAAUGGGCGAUAUAGCUCUUUUUCAGAAGCGACCUGGCCACAAAUGAUAGGUCAACGAAGUGGCUUUUCACGUGGAAAUUUACAGCAGCCAAAUACUCUCACGAGCACACAUUGAUUCUUAAUGUGGAGGGAAAAACCGGAGUACCCGGACAAAAAUCCACACGGCCACGGGGAGAGAGGACAUGCAAACUCCAAAUGUACAUGCGUCAGGGUAAUGAUCGAACCCACGACCUCCUGUUCGAGAAAGUUGGCACAAAAUGUUUCAAUUUCAUUGCGUUGCACACAGAGCCCAUGCCAACCAUGCCAACCAUGCUAUACCACUGUGUGCUGUCAGGGGGCGGGUGUUAGGGGAAUUUUGCUUUGAUUUUUUUUUUAGUUUGACAUCCAACCGGCCAUUGUGAACUUCGGUCAAUCAAUGUUAUUCGUGAACCCUUUGAUUUAAAGGUUUUUGUGAAGGGCAUGUUGAAUGUAGGUGUAGUUUAAUUUGAUUUGGAUGUGUUCCCCCCCCCCCAUACCGUAGUGUUAACCUCCAUUGCUAAUCACAAAAUUACCCACGUUUGUACCUCUUAACACGAUGUCUUUGAAGCGAAUGUAUCUUGAAUUAUCGGCAAGCUCACCUAUGAUCCUGUGUGAGAGCUUGACCUUCAAUCGGAAGGUCGCAAGUUCAAAUUCCAGUCGGGUUGAGGCUUGGCUCAGCCCAUCAUCACGUAGUGGUCGAUAAAAUAUGCACCGCAGUCAAGAGUGGUCAUACGGGAAUACCUGCCCCCGUCAUAUGAAUGUGUAAUUUCCACUGGCUCAGAGCUUUAAACUUGCUGAUGAGCACUCACUGCCUCGCUGUUGGUUGGACAGGAAAUCACUUUGACCCGUUGGAUUUUAUUUCGUGGUAGAAACUGCGGAGGGACUUCCGGAUCUCACAGGCGGCCUCCUUGCAUCGUGCCGCAGCCUCAAACCUCGCGCCGGGCCCACCCCUGAGCGAUCGGUCACGCAACUCUGUCUGCACGCAACUGAAUUUGCUUGUGUGUGGACGUCUCUCUACAACCGAUUGCGAGCGGUCGCGCAACUCGGCCGCUCGCAGCAGAGACGUCGAUCUGCUCGCCGAUUCGUCGCGACGUGCGUCAUCACGCGGCACGUUCGCCAAAUGUGAUUGGUCAUUGCAAUCCUGACGUGGGUGGGGUGGGGCGGGAUGGGGGGUGGAGCUAACCGGAAUAAGGGCGGGGCAUGUGGUAGAGGGCACGGCCACGCAAGUCCUUGUUGUGCAACUACUCGCUCGGAUGCGGACAAAGCAGUUGCAGGCGGUUCCAGGGAAGCGAUUUGAUCGAUCGCUCGGCUCGUCGUGCUGGGGCACGGUGACGAUGGGCGGUGCAGUGGUUAGCGCACCUCGCUGUGAAGUAGAUUCCCGGCCACGGCUAACGUCGUUGUCGGGUCUCUCCGCGCCCCCUUCACCAAGCCGCACCAAUAGGUGUGGUGAAGUAUGGUCAUACAACCACCAUGAUGCAACACAACUUGA
Lethenteron reissneri (Far Eastern brook lamprey) is the source of this 2583-nucleotide messenger RNA. RefSeq names its product cardiolipin synthase 1 (gene CRLS1). Gene Ontology annotation, biological process: cardiolipin biosynthetic process. Gene Ontology annotation, molecular function: cardiolipin synthase (CMP-forming) activity. Gene Ontology annotation, cellular component: membrane; mitochondrion. Lineage: Eukaryota; Metazoa; Chordata; Hyperoartia; Petromyzontiformes; Petromyzontidae. The record is from RefSeq and is a predicted model, not a curated record.